Porites evermanni is the source of this 9675-nucleotide messenger RNA. Lineage: Eukaryota; Metazoa; Cnidaria; Anthozoa; Scleractinia; Poritidae. The record is from the annotation of a GenBank genome assembly.
AUGUAAACUUCAUCUGCCCUUCACGUGAGCAAGUUCAAAGAAAUAUCAUAUUAACCAGUCUUAAAAUAGCUGCAUGUAUUACUAAAUUAAAUGUCAGAAUGGGUUGUGCUCCAUCAUCACAAAGCCUUCAAGUCAGUGACAAUGAAACCCGUCUCCUGCAAGAAAUCGACCGCUUGAGAUUUGAACAGCAAACACAGCAAUUUGAAAUCAGCAAAUUGCAUCAAGAAAAUGAAAAACUGCGGGAAGGUCAAGUUAACGGUGCCCAUGACAAUGUUGAGUUUGGUUAUGAGAUGACAGAAGAAGAUGGUGGCCAUGAGGUUCUUGUGCAGGAAAUUGAGAAACUAAAGCUGGAGCAACAUGAAAGGGACAGAGUGAUCAAUGAUCUAAGACUAAAUAAUGAGGAGUUAAAUAGGAAGCUCUAUGAGAAUGAACAACAAGCCCAGGUAUUUAAUUUUAUAAUGAGUUUGUCUCAAGUUCAUUAAUACAAAUGCUGUCAAUUUGUGUGAAGAUUUAAGUUAAGUGUUUGAUGUCAAUAUCCUUAAUGCAAGUAAAGUUAUUUUUUUACCAAUUCUUUUUUUGGGUUGUCUGUUUUAGUGUUAUGUUGUUUAGGGGUGAAAUAAAUCCUGUUGAGCCUUAUUUAGGUUAGUUUCCUUUAGGAGAUCAACUUUGAUUUUGUGACCAAAAUCCCUAUUCCUUUCAUGUUAGGGUCCCCUCAAAGCAUUUUCUUUGGGCCCUAAGAUAUCAACCUUCUUUAGUGUUUUUUUUUUUUUUUUUGUGGGGGGUUGUUAGGGUCCCCUCAAAGCAUUUUCUUUGGGCCCUAAGAUAUCAACCUUCUUUAGUGUUUUUUUUUUUUUUUCUGCGGGGGGCGUGAAGGGAGGGGUUACAUUCUGUAUGUUUCUCCGACAAAACAAACUAUUUCCAACUGGCUUAAAAUGUCGUAGUAGGCUAAAUAAGUAUGACAUUCAAACUGUGAAUUGUGAAUUAACUAACCUGAUUUUUUUGUGUAUGUGUGUUUUCUAGUCCAUUCCCACAGCAUUUAAUCCAGGUGCACCCGCAAAAACUAGGAAUUUGCCCAAAGUUGGAGAUCCAGUAAGAAUAAAUUAUUGAUUAGCUCAAUAUAUGAACUUUUUAGUUCUACCACCAAAUGAACUUGAAAAUAUUAGUACUGUCCUUACAUCUGUGAUCUUUUCUGGACCUUUGCAUUGCCUGGUUCUAUUUUCAUUUUGUUCUCUAUAAAUCUGGUACAUGUAGAAAAUAAAAAGCUUUUUACCACAAUAAUGAGACAAUGAAUUUGAUUUACAUCUAAGAUUUUAAAUCAUGAAAAUGAAGUUUUACUCAAUCUUGCCCCAUUUAAAGAUGACUGAAGCAUGAGUCAGCGUAAUUUGUAUACAGUUCUAUUCUACAGGUAAUUUCCCUAGCAUAGAACAAACUUGUUUGUAAUUUGUUUGAGGUGUUGAAAUUCCAUCUCUUCUAGGUGCUAGCCAUGUGGGAGGUGAGCCCAUGGCAGUAUUUUACAGCCACCAUUGUCUCAUUUGACUCCAAUACACUCCAGUACACCAUUGUGUGGGACGACCAAGAUCCAUCUGGCAGAAUUGUGGAUUACUACAAUCUGGCCCUGGAUCGUGUACCAGAACAUGAUGAGAUCGCCAUUGGAUCGGUUGUCCUGUUUCCUCAAGGGAAGUACAAGGGACAGGAGGGUGUGCGACUUGGUGGACAGCGCUAUCAUCAGGUCAAUAAAAAUAUUUUAAUUAUUUUAUUUUUAUGGUUGCUCGUCUGUAUUGAUAGUAAAUUAUCAUGUUUCUUAUUUGUUAUUUUGUAGGGAAGAAUAACCAAUGUUUAUGAUGGCCCUGGAGGUGAAAAACGUUAUGAUGGUGAACAUACCAAAAGCGAUGCCGAUGGCAAAUGGAUUACGUACAAAGACUAUAACCGUUAUUUCUAUGGAUUAGAACUUCAUCAAUUCCGCAUCUCCCCCAAUGUGCUUGAAAUUCUUUCUGCCCAGAAUCCUGAGCCAACCAGUAACCAGCAGAGUAGGGCAACACGCUCAAAUCCAUGUGACAUAUUCAUUUCGUACACAAAGGUAAACUUAUUGACCAUGAUACUUACAGUUUUUGGCACCGUCAAAAUGUUUACAUUUUUGCUAAAAUUAAUAUGAGUCAACAGUCGCGUCUCGUUUCCUGCAGCACAAUGUGUAAAGCAUUGUAUGCUACAAGAUUCUCAUUACAUAGCAUGAGAGUCAGUGAAGUGGCAAUUUUUGGCGAAAGUUAUUGAAAGCCUGUACUACACGAAAACAACUAAUUUUGCAUUUACUACCUUUUUGGUACUGUCAUGCACUUAAACAAUAGAACUAUUCAGCUAACUCAAUGUCGUACCCAAUUCAAAUCUCCCGGGGUUAAGAUUCUUUGUGUUGUAUUUGAAUUAUGUGGCAUUCACAUUUAAAUGAUAUGGAAAUUCCUGAAACAAACCAUUUUAUUCCCAAAGGGUUUGAAUUGGGUACAACAUUGAGUUAGCCAAAUAGGUCUAUUGCAUUGGCUACAUUGCAGGAAUCGCAUAAGGCACAAACUGAUUUUUGUCAACAUUCUUUUGCAUAAAAUUGUUUUAAUUGACAGGUUAACAGCCCUUCUGCUAUUAGAAAUCAAGAGGUGAUGCCUUCUGAUGCCCCACCCAGUUACGACGAAGCCGUACUGUCCAGCAUUUGCGACCCACGUGACAUCAGAUUUCAACUGGAAAGUUGUGGAGUAACUUUGAAUAAGGAGAAACAAGGAGCUGACGCCCUGAUUCAGACUGUUCAAGAGAUAAACACAGCCAAGGUGUUUGUGGCAUGCCUCAGUGAUGAAUACGUGAAGUGAGUGCUGCUCUAUUGGCAGAGCAAAAAAACUGUCUGCAUGUGUGAAAAGUGACUGAAUGCAUUCCGCAGGGUUUUGAAUGGCUCAGAGUUGUUUUAUCUCUACUAUCGCUCUUCUUGUUAGAUUGAUUCAGUUUUAUUUUUGGCUCAUUUAAUAAUUCAUAUUUUGGUUAUUCGCACUCUUUAUUAGUGUGACUAUUAACUGUGGUCUGGUAAGGGUCCACUAAAUAGUUAUUUGAGGUCCUUAAUGUCUGAAAUAAAAUUAAAUAACUUAAGUACGUUUAGUUAAAAAAAAACACAAGAUGAAUUUAGCAGGAAAUUGCUAUUAUUGAGGACACUAUUUUAAGUCUCCUAAUGGAGACAGGACUGUCAUUUCACAUGGUCAUUUGAGCCAUGGAAAGGUGUAGCCAUUUGCAAAGCAAAGCAGUACUCUCAUUUCUCUCGGUUAUUUUAAGACCCAAAAUAUUGGUUCGGACCUCAGGAUUGAACCAGUGCCCUCUUAGUCUGGGGGCAAGCUCUCCAUUGGGGAACUUGCAAGAAGUCACGCAAGAGCAGCCGCUGGCUUGCACGUUCUCAGGCUCACUCACCAUAAAUGGAGAGCUUGCUUGCAAUCUAGUGACCUCCUGUUCUGCCGUAAGGCGCCCUACUGACUGAGCUAGUCCCCCUGCGGUUAGUAUACUGGACACUUCUUAUUAACUCCUAAGUGUUGACCCUUAGGGAUGAGAUUUGUCGCCAGGAGUUUCAAUAUGCUAAGAAAACAGCCAAGAAACCUGUGAUCCCUAUUGUUGUGGGCAGUGGAUCAUUUGACUGGAUGAUGACAGUGGUAGGACUACUUAUCGCUGGUGAGAUUUAUAUUCACUUCAGUAACAAAGAUGUCCAGGAGGCUAAAAUGGCUGAGCUGCUGAAAGCGGUGAAGAAGAGUGUUCCACAGGUUGCUCUUCCUGGUGAAAUGGGAAGCGUGCAAGGUGAGUUUCACAUGAAUUGUUAUUGAAAUUAAAAUAGUGGCAACCCCCCUUAAGUGACAAGAUUUGUGACUUUUCGAUACAUUCAUACUGCUUCGUCAUAACUGGGUGGGGCAUCGGUUGGAAACUCUGCAGUAAUGUGAGCUCACAUCACUGCAGAGUUUCCAACCGUUAGUAGGUGUUCUUUUCUGAACCACCUUAACUGUUCGAAAAUUUAGACGCGUAGCUGUUCAAAGUGCGGUGUGAACGGAGCGAAAAUGCUGAACGGUCCCAUGUGAACGAACUGGCCGGUCACAUUUUUCAGCCGGUCAAAAAUUCGCCCUUUGCCUUGUGAACGUAGGCUGAAUUCCAUAGCGAGUAAGGGCAGGUAGUUGGCGAUAAUCAACAACAGAAGCUUAAGCAACAACGAGGGCGACAGCUACAAAAACGUCACUUAAAAAGUGAGUUCGCGCUGCUUCAAACUUUAUCGCGCUUAUUCCAUUUAUUUCGUUUGCUUCGUCAAAUUUUGGCAAAUGUGUUUGGAGUUGGAUUCUAAAGGACUGUAUCAAAGUGCAGGAAAAGAAAAAGAAAGUUGUUGUCUUGUGUUCUCGUCCUCAAUAAAACGUGAAUUUAGGAACUUUCACGUUGUAGUCGUGCAACAACGGCAAAGAAAUGUACAAAAAAAGCGUGAUGCACGUGCAAAGUUGUUUUUGCUAAUCUAAACCUAUUGCUUUUUUGCCGUUCUCGUUGCUGUCGCCCUCGUCGUUACUCAAGCUCCCUAAUGUGGACUGGACUGUCGUGUCUUAGCCCCUUUAAUAUGUGUUUUCUUUCCUCAGAUUUACAAACUUCAGAAGUGUCUGGACCAGGAACGAAGCCACUCAAAACUGCAGAUGUCUUUGUGAGUUACUGCUGGUCAAAUUCAGAAAGUGCUCUCAGGUCUAAGCAAGUAAGUAUGGCACAGUCUUACAUUUUAGAACUGAAAAACUGACAAAGGAUCGAAAAGAAGCCCUGACAUGUAAUUAACCCAAAUUCAGCCAUUAGGAACUGACCAUCAAACCAAGUGUAAGAACGUUUUUAACCAAAUGAGUCAGAAAAAAGAACACACGGAUGAAAAGUAAGAUUGAAACAGAUUACAAUUGGGGUUCUUUAAAUUUGUUAGCUUGAAAAAAGGGCCGACAUCUCGCGAUGCCACCUCUGAUAUCCCCUCAAAAAAAAAAAACAUCUGAGAGACGAGCGUAGAGAUGACGUACUGAUGACUUGUUACUACCUUGAUCUGGGUAGUGCUUCAAAUUGGUUGAAGCAAUUUUUUUUUUAUCAGUUAUCACAGACGCAUAUGCUUCUGGUUAUCAUCAAUUAUUGCUUUGUUUCGCGUAUCCCUUGUUCCUUCUUGUUCCUUCUUGUUCUUCUUGUUCCCCCUCUUUCUCCUUGUUCCCCCUUAUUCUUUUGUUCCCCUUGUUCCCCCUUGUUCCCCUUUGUUCCCUUGUUCCCCUUGUUUCCCUUGUCCCCCCUUUAUCCUCUUGUUCCGCCUUUUUCGCCUUGUUCCCCCUUGUUCUCGUUUGUUCCCUUAUUCCCUCUUGUGCCCCUUGUUCCCCUGUUUCCCUUGUUCGUUUACAGUUUACGACUUUGAAUGUUUGACAAUCACAAAUCUCAGUAAAUAAAAAAACCGAUCACCAUUUAGGAGAAACCCCCUUAAAAGCCGGAUACCGAGUCAUAAACACGUUACCGAAAAGGUUCUUCACCUGAUCUAGUGAAGACAGUUAGUGUAGGAAAUUCGAAAAGUCAGGGCAAAAUUACGAGAAAACGAAACUAAUGAUUCGCCCGAAUUACUCGGACUUUAUCAGCUUUGUAAAGUGACAGGUUGCGUAAGAGUUUUUUACAAUGUUUUCUACUCCAUAAAAACUCAUUGGCAAAUAGACAACUGAAAAAAUAAAACAGUGAUUGGUCUUAAUCUAAACGGUAUCUUUUUACCAGGUAAAGGAUUUCACUGGUUCCCCUUUUGCUGACGCCAGGAAAGUUCACGCAAGUCUUGCUAAUUUUGGCAAGUUCUCUUUGUGGAUUGACACGGAGCGACUUAAAACCACCAAUCAGAAUGAUGAGUCUUUGGGGAUGGUAAGUAGUGUUGUGUUACAAUUACGAAUUUAGAAAAGUUUGUAAUUGAACGUCAAAAAUAAUUCCUUUGGAUUGUGUGAAAAUCUUACACCGUCUGGCUUUCCCGCACUUUGCCGCGCACCCCUCAUUCAAAUCUCAGAUUGGUUCUGAUUGGUUCAUUGGAUUGUCUUGCGCCCUAGUCUCCCCAUAAUAUGGCCUGGUGUCGAUGCCUUAUUUGGGCUGAGUAUAAUGCCCAGGGGGUGCUCCCUUAUAUAAGCGACUUACGUAUGUGUCGCCCGAAAGGGUAGGGUUUUUGCGCCGUUUUGGUCUGAAAACGGUUAUAGAUUUUGCUCGUUUUGGACUGGAAUCGGGCUUAGUUUUUGAGGGAACAAAGGAAGUGUAUGAACGUAUUUAUCGUUUCAAUUGCAAAUGAGUAAGAAAGAAAGAGGAAUAUGAAAAUUCGACAUUGAUUUUAAGAAAUCUUUUUUGUUAUUGUUCUAAUGUAAGAAAUGAUUUGCCUAGUCCCUAUACGGCGUCUUUCCAGGCCCUCUCGGUCGAUGCAUUUCGGUGACGUAUCCGAGACGAAGGGCCGGGAGGCCGGGAGACGCCUCAAAAACUUUCUCGGACCACGUGACCCGAAACGCAUUGGCUGCGCAUAAUAAUGAGGCCUAGGGACUAGGCAAAGAAAUGAUGACAUAAUUUCCUAGCGGCCUGGUCUGAGAAUGGGUCUUGAUUUUAGAGGCCGGGUCUGAUAUAGGGUCAGGAUUCGGAGAACCAGGCGGCACACCCCACCAAAAACUCCGAGGAGUAUCACACCACCACAUGGGAUUAAUGUUGGUUCUCUUCUUUGCUCUGAGAGGGUUUUCUCUGGGUACUACCGUUUUCAUCUCUCCUCAUGAAACCAACAUUUCCAGACGCCAAUUCCGUCUCAAAAGUGUCUGCAAUCAGUUGCGGACGCUUAGAGAGCGACAGGUAUAUCAGUUCUUGUAACUGUCACGAAUCAACCUCUACAAAUAACUUUAGUUGGGUUUGGUUUUUAUUUAUAGGUAGUAAAUUAAUAGUAUUAUUUUUUUACAUUAGUAGUAGUAGCAGUAGUAGUCAUUUUUUCCUUUUAUGUGUGUUUAGUUUGCGCAGAUCGCCGAAGGACUUGGAAAGGCUAAAGCAGUACUGGCCUUUGUGAGUAAACAGUAUGCAAACAGUGAAAACUGCCGAAUGGAAAUCCAGUUUGCUAUAAAGGUAGGCACAGUAAAAACAAACUUGGGUAUGAGACUACCUUGGAAAAUUGAAAGCCGUUGAUAUAUUUUCCUUUGAUCCUUGAGGCGAGGAGAUAUUUAUUUGUUAUUCUUCUACCACAGUAGAAAAUAAAAGAGAUUACAAGUAACAGAAAUUGGAAAGGGUUUAUGAGUAUAUAUGUAGCGCGACUUUACAGUAAUCAUACGUGAUUUGUUCUUUUAGUCUCUAAAGAAACCAGUGGUUCCGGUGAUCGUGGGCGCAGAUGAUGACUGGCAGAGUACAGUAGUGGGAUUGCUGGUUGCUGGUCAAGAUAACCCUGCCAUUAACUUACAGAAUGUUCAGUCUGAAGGGGAAUUUUAUCAGAAAGUACAAGAAAUUCAGUAAGUGACCAGAGACAGAUCAGAGUGAAAGCUUUAAUUUUCUUACAUUGGAGAGGUUUGGUAUUUUUCGAGAGUAAUUUGAUAGGUAUUUGGUCUUUUUAUUUAAUCAUUUUUUGCGACUGGUUCACUUUGUCGACCACUCACGAGUAAGACCAAAUACAUGGUUUGGUGGCCAGAUGUUGCAUGUCCCAUGAAACGUAUUGUCUUGUACACUUUGUUAAACUAGUGAAUUAUUCCAGUUUGCUUUCAUGCUUAGCACUUUCUAUUACCUUUCGGUUGAAUGUGAUAGGUAUAUAUUUGCUUUUUUAAUACAUUUUUUAUUACGGUCCGUGGAAAAACAGCGUUCUGUUCUCUUGCAGGGCAGCCAUUUUGCCUUUGCUUGGUGUUCGGGAGGAGUCCAGAAGCUACCGCGCACCUAGAAUCGGUGACCACGUGAUUUCCCACCACAUGAAGUGGGCAUUCUAUGGUGCGACAAUCGCCAGCUUUGACCGAGAGACCAUGUCAUACACGGUGAACUGGGACGACGGGGAUCCAACAGGAAAAGUUCAAUCUUAUAAGGUGGAGUGCAAAUUCUGAUAAAUGCUUGUGCGAGGUUGAUUAGGCUGGCCCUUUCUUUUAAGCUUUAGAAUAGCAUACUGGAUAGUCAUUCAGUCAGCUGGUCAGUCUGUUAGUCUCUCAGUCAGCCAGUCAGUCAGUUAAUAGCCUGUUCACAGACUCUCUCUUUUUUUUUCAAAGUCCGUUGAGCGUGGGUGAUAAAAAAUAAAAACCGCGGGGGAUUUAUUGACCGCCAGCGCAAGGAGGUAGGGGUGGGGGAAGAAGAAAAAUAGACGUUCUUUAUUUUUCCUUCUCGCGCGCUCGCCGAUAUUUUCGAAAAGAACGCAAGGAAAAAUAAAACAACUUCUGUGUACAGGCUAGUCAGGCAGUCAGUUUGUCUGUUAAUCUUUCAGUCAGUGAGUCAUUCAGUGAGCCAGUCCGUCUUUUAGUCUCUCAGUCACUUAGUCAGACUGACUUCAGUUAGUCAGUCUGUAAAUCAUUCAGUUAGUCAGUCUGUAAAUCAUUUUCAAUCAGCCAGUCUCUCAUUCACUCGUGGUCUGACAAUCAGCCAGUCAGUCAAUUCGCAAUCUCAAGCAGUCAGUCAGUUAGUCACUCUGUCCCUGAAUCAGUCCGUUAGCGAAUGUGUCAAUCAUUCACUUAGUCAUUCACUGAUCACUAAUUUUGCUUGCUUGUGAUCUUAGGACCUGGCUAUUGAUCAGGUGCCCACCGUAGACCAAGUUGGUGUGGAUUCAAUCGUAUUCUUCCCCCAGGGAUCGUACGGAGCCACAGAAGGAAAUAACACCGGAGGAAUAAGGUUUCACCAGGGGAUUGUCACACGCGUCUGGAAGGUUCGUUACUCCUUUUUAAGAGCUCCCUGGUCCUUUUCUUAUUAUAUGUUUGGAAGCGAAAUAUUUUUUUAGUAGUUAUCAUCGAUAUUGAGACCCUGUUUUACUUGCAUCACCAUUAAGUUAUUGGUUGUUUACCAUUUACAAAAAGUUUCCGGAAAAUCCAGUUGGAGAGUAAAUGGAACACGACUUUCUAAGUCGUUCUAGGGGAAAAUUUCCGGGAGCAACGGAAUCUCUGAAAAGGUAGUCCUGUUUUUCCGGAUGGAAUAUUUCAAACGGAAUUCGUGUUCAUUUCUUCUUCAAAGCCAUCUUUGAUUUGUACAUAUGGAAAACGGGAUUCUGGAACGAAAUUUACCAGUCGAAAAUUUUGCUUACCAUUUGCCGAAACCGUGGAGCGACUGGUUUGCCUAUGUGAAUGGUAAACAACUAUCCUGUAAGGGUGCUUUCCACAAGUCAGAACUGGCCGGCCGGACCAUGGCCAGACCAGUCAUUUUGUAAAUGAAACAGACUUUUUCCAAGGGUUUUUGCUGAAAAACAAAAACUAUCUCCUAAUUCUUCCCCCAGCCACAAAAUUAACCCAAUAUUGGUUACCCUGUGCUUCAUCGUAACGAGCGUAAUAUUAUUUGCGUUCGUCUCAGGACCCCUCUGGCGUCACCCGAUAUGAUGGCCACCACACCAAAGGAGAUGAUGACGGCAAAUGGGUCACAUACAGUGGAUACGAAUACAAUUUCCAAGGAAUACCGCUGGAAAAACUUAGGAUCUCACCUAAUGCCAUGGACGCACUGAUGGCGUGCCAACAGGCGUUCAGUUGA